UGAUUUUCCUUUUUUGCCAUCUUUCUCUGCUUUCUUUACAGACACAAGUAAGAUGGCCUCAGCACAUGACAGAGCUGUACUCCAGGCUAUAUUCAACCCCACCACCCCCUUUGGAGACAUCCCUGGCCUGAACCAAGAUGAGGAAUUAAUUGAUGAUGACAGUGGCUUUGACACAGAGUUGCUGAAGCAAGUGAAAGAGUUGGAGAUGCGGGGUGUCUCAGCAGCAGAAGCUGGGGAUUUGCAAGCUGCACUUCAGCUGUUCAGCCAGGCAAUCCAGAUCUUGCCUCAGCGAGCCUCAGCCUAUAACAACCGGGCACAGGCCCUGCGGCUGCAGGGGAACACAGCAGGAGCCCUGGAGGACCUGGACCAAGCCAUCUCUCUGAGCGGCUGCACUGGACGAACUGCCUGUCAGGCACUGGUGCAAAGAGGCCUUUUACGUAGAUUAGCAUGUCAGGAUGAUGGAGCCAGAGCCGAUUUUGAGAAAGCAGCUGCACUUGGAAGUGAAUUUGCCCGACAACAGGCUGUGGUUCUUAAUCCAUAUUCAGCACUGUGCAACAAAAUGCUAUCGGAGGUGAUCAACAAACUACGCAACCCUGAAGUGUCUGAGAUGCAGUAGUUGAUGUAGACAAUUUGUUACUUGUACACCUUUUCUGUUGUGAAGUCAUUGGUUAAUAAAAGAACAUUUUUAGCUUUUAA
Molecule: messenger RNA, 696 nt
Organism: Toxotes jaculatrix (banded archerfish)
Lineage: Eukaryota; Metazoa; Chordata; Actinopteri; Toxotidae
Gene: ttc36
Product: tetratricopeptide repeat domain 36
Exons: 3
Coding region: 53-616 (187 amino acids)
Biological process (GO): cilium assembly
Molecular function (GO): protein binding
Source: RefSeq, a predicted model, not a curated record